AUGGCACCUUCCGCGACUGAAAAGGCACAAGCCAAGUUCUUUGCCAUCCUGGAAGAUCCCCGACGUUAUGACUCUUCAAACUCUAAGAACAGGGUCAUGAUAACGCGAACACCGUCCAGUGGUUCCGAUUUGACCAACAACAUGACUGGUCGUCGUGGUAGCGCCAGCAGUCAAGGCUCUGCCACUGACCAACAUCAUCUUCGAAAUAGACUCAAGACCUGGCUCUAUCCCGGAGCGGUUUGA
Messenger RNA from Colletotrichum abscissum, 243 nucleotides. RefSeq lists its product as uncharacterized. The transcript has 2 exons. The record is from RefSeq and is a predicted model, not a curated record. Lineage: Eukaryota; Fungi; Ascomycota; Sordariomycetes; Glomerellales; Glomerellaceae. The coding region runs from base 1 to 243 and encodes 80 amino acids.